Eubalaena glacialis (North Atlantic right whale) is the source of this 891-nucleotide messenger RNA. RefSeq names its product leucine zipper protein 4 (gene LUZP4). Lineage: Eukaryota; Metazoa; Chordata; Mammalia; Artiodactyla; Balaenidae. The record is from RefSeq and is a predicted model, not a curated record.
AUGCGGAACCGCAGAUAUGAAGGAACCAUGGAUACAGAAGAACCAUAUGACAUUAUAAUAUGUAGAAAGAUAGGUGUAAACACUGAAGAAAGAAAGAAUGAGACACAGAACAAUAAAACAAGUACCUCAGUUUCAAUACAGCAAUCAAAUGCUGAUAAGCAUCGCCAGCAGAGAGGAUACUCAAGAUUCAGAAACAACGUUGAGGAAAGAAAUGAUAAAAAGCCAAACCAAGAACCUUUUGGAUUCGCGUCUGGACAAAGCUCUUUAAACAGACAGCCUUUAAAGAAGCAGGAGAAGUGCAAUGAAAAUUCUAAAGCCCAAGCAGUGAUGAAUCAAGGCCAAUCAGAGAGGAACCAACAUCAAUCGGAAGGAUCUCAAGGCCAAUCAGAAGAAAAUCCACACUAUUCAGAGAGAUCUCGAGGCCACUCAAAGAGGUCUCGUGGCCAAGAAGAGAGAUCUCAUGGUCAAUCAGAAAAAUCUCGUGGCCAAGAAAAGAGAUCUCAUGGUCAAUCAGAAAGAUCUCGUGGCCAAGCAGAGAGAUCUCAUCAUCAAUCAGAAAGAUCUCAUGGCCAAGAAGAGAGAUCUCAUGGUCAAUCAGAAAGAUCUCGUGGCCAAGAAAAGAGAUGUCAUGGUCAGUCAGAAAGAUCUCGUGGCCAAGCUAGAGAUCUCAUCAUCAAUCAGAAAGAUCUCGUGGCCAAGCAGAGAGAUCUCGUGGUCAAUCAGAAAGAUCUCGUGGCCAAUCAGAAAGUUCUCGUGGCCAAUCAGAGAGAUCUCCUGGUCAAUCAGAAAGAUCUCGUGGCCAAUCAGAGAGAUCUCAUGGUCAAUCAGAAAGAUCUCGUGGCCGAUCAGAGAGAUUUCAUGGUCAAUCAAAGAGAUCUCAUGGCCAAUUAG